Molecule: messenger RNA, 1604 nt
Organism: Cannabis sativa
Lineage: Eukaryota; Viridiplantae; Streptophyta; Magnoliopsida; Rosales; Cannabaceae
Product: BURP domain protein RD22
Exons: 3
Coding region: 206-1327 (373 amino acids)
Source: RefSeq, a predicted model, not a curated record
UAAGGCAGGGACAGUUGGAAGUAAUUAAUCGUAGAAUUUGUGGGUGGAAACUUAGCAUUUGUACCUUCCUUUUUCUACCCACCCUAUUAUAAACGACACUAUAAAUUUCUAUGAACUCAUAUGCACAAUUUCAUUACAACAUUACAUUAAAGCUUACCUCUCUCUACUACACUUCAUCACUUUAACCAAAACAUAUAUUAGAAUCAUGGGGUUCUACUUCCCAUACAAUAUCCUACCUUUUCUUACUUUGUUGUUUGUAGCAAGCCAUGCCGUGCAAUCUCCAGAACUUUAUUGGAAGUCUGUUCUGCCAAACACACCUAUGCCAAAAGCUGUUACAAAUCUUCUACAAUCAGAUAUAUUAAGGGAAGAGAAGAGUACCUCUGUGAAUAAUGUUGAUAACAAAGGAAGUAGCAACGUUGAUGUUGGUGUUGGUGUUGGUAACAAAGGAGGUACCAACGUUGGUGUUGGUGUUGGUGUUGGUAACAAAGGAGGUACCAACGUUGGUGUUGGUGGUAAAGAAGGAGGAGUUUCUGUAAACACAACACAUAAGGGAAAACCUGUUUAUGUUGGAGUAGGUGUGAAAGGAAAAGACCCAUUUGUGUACAAGUAUGCAGCCAAUGAAACUCAACUUCAUGACAAUCCUAGUGUAGCUCUGUUUUUCUUGGACAAGGACAUUCAACCUGGGACUCAAAUGAACUUGAACUUCGUCAAGAGUAGUACUAGUAUGAGUAGUACUUCAACUUUCUUGCCCCGUCAAGUAGCUCAAUCAAUCCCAUUCUCAUCUAAAAAAUUGCCUGAAAUUUUGAACAAACUUUCGGUUAAACCACACUCAGAGGAGGCUGAGAUGGUGAAACAAACAAUCGAAGAGUGUGAAGAGCCGAGUAUCAAAGGUGAAGACAAGUAUUGUGCAACUUCAUUAGAGUCAAUGAUAGACUUUACCACUUCCAAGCUUGGUAACAACAACAACGUACAAGCAAUUUCUACAAAUGUAGUAGAGGAGAAAGAAUCUGUUGGGAUACAAAAGUACACAAUAAAACAAGUAGAAAAGAAGAGAAACUCAAACUCCAAAGUAACCGUUGUGUGCCACAAGCUAAACUAUCCUUUCGCAGUCUUCUAUUGCCACACUUCACAAGCCACUGAGGCUUAUAUGGUGACCUUACAAGGUAGUGAUGAUGGGAACAAAGUUAAGGCAGUAGCUGCUUGCCAUAAAGACACCUCAGGAUGGAACCCAAACCACUUGGCCUUCAAAGUCCUUAACGUUAAACAAGGAACUGUUCCAGUCUGCCAUUUCCUUCCUCAGGAUCAUAUUGUUUGGAUUCAAAACUAGAACUCUACUAUAUAUUUAUAUUUUAUAUACUCCAUACAAUUAAUGCAUCUUUUCUUUAUUAUUUAGUUGGAUUGGAGUAUAGUUUUAGUUGCAGCAGGUUUUUAUCGUGACUGAUCUUAAUUUCUCAAAGAUAAUAAGUAUGCAUGCAUGCAUGCAUGCAUGCAUCCACCUUAUAUGUGAAUAAUAAUCCUGUAUUAGUGUGUAUGAAGUCUUAUAUGUAUUCAGUUAUGUACUAUAUAUAUAAUUAAAUAAUGAUAUAUAGAUCGUAUUGUGGCUC